This is a messenger RNA of Lathyrus oleraceus (garden pea), 1048 nucleotides long. RefSeq names its product ethylene-responsive transcription factor ERF104. The transcript has a single exon. Gene Ontology annotation, molecular function: DNA-binding transcription factor activity; DNA binding. Bases 206 to 871 code for a protein of 221 amino acids. Gene Ontology annotation, biological process: ethylene-activated signaling pathway; regulation of DNA-templated transcription. Lineage: Eukaryota; Viridiplantae; Streptophyta; Magnoliopsida; Fabales; Fabaceae. The record is from RefSeq and is a predicted model, not a curated record.
CAAUUGAUAGCUACAAUAAAACGAUGCUUCCUCUCUCCAUCUUGGAAUCUCCAUAGAACCCACCUCUUCAUCAUUUCUUCCAUUAUAACCCCCUCAUCUUUAUAUACUCUUCACUCCUUAUUUUCCACUCAACAAAUUCCUCUCUCUCCAUUCCAAAUCUAGAACACUCCUAUCUUAAUUUCUCCGAAAAAAAAACACAAGUACUAUGGAACAAACCUUUGAGUCCACCUUCAGUUUUUGGUCCUCAAACAUCCUAGAAACUCAAAAUUGCAAUAACAUGACACAAACAUCUUUCUCUAAGCCUCCAAGAUCAUCCUCCAAUCUAAGCAACCGGAAACCCUCUUUGAUGAACAUCAAAAUUCCUUCUAUAACCAAACCUCUCCCACAACAAAACACUGAAGAGGAUAAUAAGCACUAUAGAGGUGUUAGAAGAAGACCAUGGGGGAAAUUUGCUGCAGAAAUCCGUGACCCUAACAGAAAAGGGUCAAGGGUGUGGCUUGGAACCUUUGACACCGCCAUAGAAGCUGCAAAAGCUUAUGAUAAAGCUGCUUUUCAGAUGAGAGGAAGUAAGGCCAUAUUGAACUUUCCUCUAGAUGUUGCAACCGAUGAAUCUACAGAUUCAUCGGUUUCACUUUCUAGCUCAAAAAACAUCAAAGUUGGCGAGAAAAGACAAAGAGAAGAAGGAAAUUACGUUGAAAUUGAGAUAAAAAGCACUAGUAGUAAUAAUAAUAAACAAGUGAAGAAAGAAGAAGGAGUUUCAGUUUGUCCUCUAACUCCUUCAUGUUGGAAAGGGUUUUGGGAUACUGAUGUUAUGGGAACUAUCUUCAGUGUUCCUCCUUUGUCACCUUUAUCUCCACUUAUGGGAUGUUGAGAUUAAUUCAUAAUGGCUCAAAGUAAAUGGACAUAUAUGGAGAGUGUUUCGAUGAUGCAAGGGGUGCUAAUAGUGUAAAUACUAUAUAGGAAGUGUGAAGAUAGUGCUUAAUUCUUUAAUUACGUUGUAUAUGUUCCUUUGGUCCAAGAAUAUUGAAAUUUGUUCAUUCGUUUAUUA